Salpingoeca rosetta is the source of this 1550-nucleotide messenger RNA. RefSeq lists its product as uncharacterized. Lineage: Eukaryota; Choanoflagellata; Craspedida; Salpingoecidae. Gene Ontology annotation, biological process: zinc ion transmembrane transport. The record is from RefSeq and is a predicted model, not a curated record. The transcript is spliced from 9 exons. Gene Ontology annotation, molecular function: zinc ion transmembrane transporter activity. Gene Ontology annotation, cellular component: membrane. The coding region runs from base 38 to 1399 and encodes 453 amino acids.
GCACACAACAACAACACCCUUCACAGCCGCUGCGGGGAUGGGGAGCGAGACGCAUGACUUGGCUGUGGCCUUUGCCGUGACCACAGGGUCUGGCAUGGCCACGUUGCUGGGAGCCAUGGUUGUGUUCAUCCCUUCGUUCUACAAGCCGCACAUCCUGGGCGUCUGUCUUGCUUUGGCUGCAGGCGUCAUGCUUUACGUCUCCUUCAUAGAAAUCUUCUUCAAAGGAUUGACUGAGUUUGAGCUGUACUUUGACCAGGAGCGUGGCGUGAAUCGCAGCGCCAUCACAGUGGACGAUUACACGCCGCCUUCCGAGGCGUACUUUGCCACAACGGCCACUUUCUUCGGCGGGAUUGUCAUCACAUGGUUCCUGGAUCGCCUCAUCCACUACCUGUACGCCAACUAUGGCGAGGAAGCGCGGCAGAGGCGCCAGCAAGAGAAGCAGCAACAGCAGCAGAGGGGCAGGCAACAGGAAGUCUACGAGCUCAAGCAGGGACUUAUUGAGCGGCAAUACACAGAUGAGAGCUCGCUCGCCCCAGAGGGCGGCAUGCAUGCCCGCCGCUUGGAUGUGCUGGAGCGGCGAAUGGGGGACGCCCGCCAGGAUCUCCUCAACAUGCAGGCGCAGGCACACCACACCCGCGCCCUUGCACAGCCAGACGACAGCCCGCGGCGGCCGCUGCGGUCAUCGACCGAUGAUGGCGACGCCAGCGACGACUACGGGGCGCUGGAUGACGCCGGCAGCGGGUCUCGUGGCCGUGACAGCGGUGUGCUGCGGGGUGAGGAACAGCGGGCAGGUAGCGUGCUCUUGCAAAGCGGUGAUGGAAGCGACGGGCCUGACAGCGUGCAUGGCAGUGCUGAUGGUGCCGGUGGCGGCGAUGAUGAAAGCGCUGCUGGCGAUGGUGGGCACGGCCACGCCAACACGGGCAAGACUGGGAAGGAGCUGUUGGUGAUGGCGUUGAUUACAGGCACCGCCAUCGCUCUGCACAAUUUCCCCGAGGGCUUGGCAACCUUUGUUGCCACAGCAAAGGACCCAGCGGUGGGUGCGCCGAUUGCAAUUGCCAUCGCCAUCCACAACAUUCCCGAAGGCAUCUGCGUGGCCGUCCCCAUCUUCUUCGCAACCAAGAACAAGUGGCGCGCGUUCUUGUUUGGAACCCUGUCUGGUAUGGCUGAGCCCGUUGCGGGUGCUGUUGGAUGGGGUAUCUUUGCUGCCAGCGGCUCUGACUUUGACAGCCUCAUCUACGCCUUCCUCUUCUCCCUCGUCUCCGGCAUGAUGGUGUACAUCUCAUUACGGGAGCUGCUGCCGACUGCGCGGAGCUACGACCCGCGCGACAACUACGUUACCCUCUGCACCUUCCUUGGCAUGACCGUCAUGGCCGCCUCCCUCAUGCUCUUCCAGGCGUGAUGCUGUGGCCUGUGGAUGAUGUCAUGACAAGUGUUAUUGUGGUGUGAGAGAAGGCAAGGUCAGCCGCACACUCGCCCCAUCUUGCCACUGUUCAAACUGCGCACUUUGUUGCAGUUUUGUGUGCGAAACGUAAACGAUCGUCCAUAUCCAC